Messenger RNA from Chiloscyllium plagiosum (whitespotted bambooshark), 586 nucleotides. NCBI's taxonomy places the organism in Eukaryota, Metazoa, Chordata, Chondrichthyes, Orectolobiformes, Hemiscylliidae. The record is from RefSeq and is a predicted model, not a curated record.
GAGUGCAGCUGCAGCGCCAAGUCCUGUACUUGGAAACAUUCCUCCAAAUGAUGGGAUACCAGGAGGCCCCAUUCCUCCAGGCUUCUUUCAGGGACCCCCAGGUUCUCAGCCCUCGCCACAUACACAGCCGCCUCCUCACAAUCCUAACAACAUGAUGGGACCCCACAAUCAGCCUUUUAUGUCACCGCGAUACGCAGGAGGUCCAAGGCCCCCUAUCAGAAUGGGAAGCCAGCCCCCAGGUGGUGUUCCAGGUGCACAGCCAUUGCUACCCAACACAUUGGAUCCCACGCGACAACAAGGGCACCCUGGUAUGGGUGGACCAAUGCAGAGAAUGAAUCCUCCCCCACGAGGAAUGGGCCCAAUGGGACAGCAGAACUAUGGCGGUUCAAUGAGACCUCCACCCAAUUCAAUAGGUCCAGGCAUGGCUGGGAUGAACAUGGGUCCAGGAGCUGGGCGACCAUGGCCUAAUCCUUCCAAUGCUAACUCAAUUCCAUACUCCUCCUCAUCUCCUGGUACAUAUGGGGUAUGUAUUUCUAUUUUGAACAUGUUUGCACUGUUCAAAUGCUUGUAGAUGUUGAAAAAUACA